This is a messenger RNA of Phanerochaete carnosa HHB-10118-sp, 3904 nucleotides long. RefSeq lists its product as uncharacterized. Gene Ontology annotation, molecular function: mRNA binding. Gene Ontology annotation, biological process: spliceosomal complex assembly. Bases 56 to 3499 code for a protein of 1147 amino acids. Gene Ontology annotation, cellular component: catalytic step 2 spliceosome; U2-type prespliceosome; U12-type spliceosomal complex. NCBI's taxonomy places the organism in Eukaryota, Fungi, Basidiomycota, Agaricomycetes, Polyporales, Phanerochaetaceae. The transcript has 3 exons. The record is from RefSeq and is a predicted model, not a curated record.
GCACUGGCCUUCCACACCGUUCUGUCACUAACCCAUACUACCCCUCGCAUUGACCAUGUCCUCAGACGAACCCCGCUUAGUCGACUCAUUCACGGCACCGAAAGAAGUGCUUCAGGAGUUUGCAGAACUCGCAGAAGAGGAAGACUUCGACCCGUUUGCCGAGACCGCGUCAAAGCGACAGAUCGCCGCUCGCCAGUCCGACUACCACAACCGCAGGUUCAGCCGCGUAGCGAACGAGAGCGCAGAUGCAUUCAAAGCUGCAGACGAGGGACAGGAUGUUGAGGGCGGCUACAAGGAUGCUAUGAGGUUGCAGAUGUUGGAACGGGAGGAACAAAGAGUCAGACGAGCAAUUGAGGAGAAAGAGAGACAAGCGAGGGAAGAGGGGAAGGAGAAGAUGGACCUGGACAGGACACCACCGCGCGAGGAACUCAUGGAAGCUGCCCAGGAGCUCGCUCAGUCUUCCGGCGCCAAGCGCAAGCGUCGAUGGGACGUGAGCGAACCGUCCGACGAGAAUGCCGACGUCAAGAUGGAAGACAAGGGUGAGUGGUCCAAGGAGGCGUUGGAGCAGGCUACCCCCAAAAAGCGUCGCUCUCGCUGGGACGCUACCCCCGCAGAUGUUACCAACGUUGGCGAGACACCGAAACGUUCCCGCUGGGACCAAGCACCUGCCGCACAGCCUGAGCCGGCCAUGACUCCCAUUAUCAUGAACGCCCCCGGUGUCAUGCACGACGACAAGCACAACAGGUACCUUACCGAUGAGGAGCUUGAUGCCAUCCUUCCUUCGCAGGGCUACCAGAUCGUCACUCCACCACCGGGCUACGCUCCUGUCGUUCGACCCCCGAAGUUUGCGAAUCCAGUCACUGAGGUCGGUGGAUUCCACAUACAAGAGGGCUCCGACGCAGCCGCAGCCGCAGCCGCCGCAGGCCUCGCUCCUGAGCUUCCCACUGAGAUCCCUGGCGUUGGCAGCCUUGCAUUCUUCAAAGCCGAAGAUGCGCAAUACUUCGCCAAGAUUCUCAAGGAGGAGGACGAGACGGAGCUUUCGGUGGAGGAGAUGAAGGAGCGCAAGAUCAUGCGUCUCCUGCUCAAAAUCAAGAACGGUACGCCUCCCGUUCGGAAAACCGCUCUGAGACAGAUUACCGACAAAGCCCGUGAAUUCGGUGCUGGUCCUUUGUUCGACAAGAUUCUGCCUCUGCUCAUGGAGCGUACGCUGGAAGACCAAGAGCGCCACUUGCUCGUCAAGGUCAUCGACCGUGUCCUCUACAAGCUCGAUGACCUCGUCCGCCCUUACGUGCACAAGAUCCUCGUCGUCAUAGAACCCUUGCUCAUCGACGAAGACUACUAUGCUCGGGUUGAGGGUCGUGAGAUUAUCUCGAAUUUGUCGAAGGCUGCCGGCCUUGCCCACAUGAUCUCUACCAUGCGACCGGAUAUCGACCACGCCGACGAGUACGUCCGUAACACCACCGCCCGUGCCUUCUCUGUCGUGGCAUCCGCUCUUGGUAUCCCCUCGUUACUGCCGUUCUUGAAAGCAGUUUGCCGCAGCAAGAAGUCGUGGCAGGCUCGUCACACCGGCAUCCGUAUCGUCCAGCAGAUCGCUAUCAUGAUGGGCUGUGCCGUCCUUCCCCACCUCCGCAAUCUUGUUGACUGUAUUGCCCAUGGCUUACAGGACGAGCAGCAGAAGGUCCGCACGAUGACCGCUCUUGCGCUUGCGGCCCUCGCCGAGGCCGCUGCUCCGUACGGCAUCGAAUCGUUCGACAACGUCCUCAAGCCACUUUGGGUCGGUAUUCGUCUCCAUCGCGGCAAGAGUUUGGCGGCGUUCCUUAAAGCCAUCGGUUUUAUUCUUCCGCUCAUGGAUCCCGAGUACGUAUCGUACUACAUCAAGGAAGUCACCAUCAUUCUCAUUCGAGAGUUCCAAACCUCGGACGAAGAGAUGAAGAAGAUCGUUCUGAAGGUCGUUCAGCAGUGUGCUGCGACUGAAGGUGUCACUCCGCAGUAUAUCAAGCAGGACAUUCUUCCCGACUUCUUCAAAGCGUUCUGGGUCCGGCGUAUGGCCCUCGACCGUAGGAACUAUCGUCAGGUCGUUGAGACCACCGUCGAGCUUGCGCAGAAGUCCGGUGUCGCCGAGAUCGUUGGACGCAUUGUCAACGACCUCAAGGACGAAGCGGAGCCGUAUCGGAAGAUGGUCAUGGAAACUAUCACCAAGGUUGUUGCGUCUCUCGGCGCGUCCGACGUCGACGAGCGACUCGAGGUCCGCUUAGUCGACGGUAUCAUUUACGCCUUCCAGGAGCAGACAACCGAGGAUCAGGUCAUGCUCGACGGCUUCGGAACUGUUGUAAACGCUCUUGGCAUCCGCGUGAAGCCGUACCUCACCCAGAUUGUCUCGACUAUCCUUUGGCGAUUGAACAACAAGAGCGCUAAAGUCCGUCAGCAGGCAGCCGACCUCACUACUCGCCUCGCUGUCGUUAUUAAGCAGUGCGGUGAGGACCAGCUGCUAAACAAGCUCGGCCUUGUUCUAUUCGAACAGCUCGGUGAGGAGUACCCUGAUACUCUCGGCAGUAUUAUCGCCGCCGAGGGAGCGAUCGCCAACGUCGUCGGUAUGACGCAGAUGAACCCUCCAAUCAAGGAUCUCUUGCCCCGCCUGACGCCUAUUCUCCGUAACCGUCACGAGAAAGUCCAGGAAGCAACAAUCAACUUGAUUGGUCGUAUCGCCGAUCGUGGUGCUGAGUAUGUACCCGCUCGCGAAUGGAUGCGUAUCUGUUUCGAGCUGCUCGAUUUGCUCAAGGCGCACAAGAAAGGUAUUCGCCGUGCGGCUGUUAACUCUUUCGGUUACAUUGCCAAGAGCUUGGGUCCUCAGGAUGUGCUGCAGGUUCUACUCACCAACCUGCGCGUGCAAGAGCGUCAAAGUCGUGUCUGCAGCACUGUCGCCAUUGCCAUCGUCGCCGAGACUUGCGGUCCCUUCACCUGUCUCCCCGCCAUCCUGAACGAGUACCGCACAGCUGAGCUCAACGUUCGCACGGGAUGUUUGAAGGCGCUUACAUUCGUCUUCGAAUACGUGGGCCCGCAGUCCGCCUACUACGUCGACUCGGUCGUCACCAUGCUCGAGGAUGCGCUUACGGACCGCGACCUCGUCCACCGGCAGACCGCUAGUGUUAUCGUCAAGCACCUUGCUCUUGGCGUUGCUGGCCUCGGCUGCGAGGACUCGAUGAUGCAUCUCAUGAACCUCGUGUGGCCAAAUUGUUUCGAGACUUCACCGCAUGUUAUCGGUGCGGUCAUGGAGGCGGUCGAAGCGAUGCGCGUCACGCUUGGACCAGGGGUGCUGCUGAGCUACACGCUACAGGGUCUCUUCCAUCCCGCGCGGAAAGUCCGAGAGGUCUAUUGGCGUGUUUACAACUCAUUGUACCUCGGCGCGGCAGAUGCCCUCGUACCGUUUUAUCCCGACCUCGGCGAGCUGAGCGAGGGUCAGAACGUUUAUGACCGCCACCCACUGCAGAUGUUCAUCUGAGCGUAGCUUCUGUUGUAUCUCCGCAGCUUUAUCCAUUUCCUGUCUCUCAGGUAGCGUAUGUAUAGUAGCCAAUGCUUUUCUCGCAUCCAAAUGCAUGGGUAUCGUACAAACUGGACCAUCUACUACAUGAAGGUUCGCGAGAAUGCGAGAGCCAGAAUGAUUCAGCAGGGCGGCCUGCAAGAGAUAGGUUUGUUAGCUCAGAGUUCUCAGAGCAAGUGAGACAGGUGGCAAGUCAGGAUCCUCGAAGCGUAUAAUAGAGGAUCAGGGAAUUUGUCGUCUGAGCAAUCCGACUGGUGCACAGCAAGAAAUUCAUCAUUAUAAGCGCAAGAAGAUCGUCGUGCUCACCAUGACCGUACACCUUUCGCCGUGUUCGACGCGUCGUCGCUGUACGAAGUAGAUGAGCCG